AUGGCUACUUCUGAAACCAACAAAGAUACUAACAGUAGUAACCACGACGGUGCAAUUACUCUUGAUUUUCCCAAGGGUAGUGGACGUCCUAGUUUAGGAAGUGAUGUUAUGUAUCAAUAUCAAGGUUUCUGGAGCUUUGCUAAAGCAAUUCAAGACGUAAAGAAUGCGCAACAGAACUUCAAAGCUUCAGAUACAGAUGUGGUUAUUUCCACACUGCCCAAAUCAGGCACCCAUGUCCCUUACCCUUCUUUGCCAGAAUCUAUUAAGACCAACACAAACUGCAAGAUUGUAUAUAUGUGCAGAAACCCUCGGGACAACUUAAUCUCUGCAUGGCAGUUUGUGAACAAACGCAGGGCAGCAUUGCCACCAAGCACUGAUAAACUUCCGCCAUUGUCACUUGAAGAAGCAUUUGAGUUAUUCUGCGAUGGCAUCUCAAUAUUCGGACCGUUUUGGGAUCACGUGCUUGGGUAUUGGAAAGAGAGCUUAGAGAAGCCUCAUAAAGUGUUGUUCAUGAAAUACGAAGAUUUGAAGAACGAACCACUAAUUCAUUUGAAGAGACUUGCAGAAUUCAUGGGUUGCGGUUUCACUUUAGAAUGA
Molecule: messenger RNA, 597 nt
Organism: Papaver somniferum (opium poppy)
Lineage: Eukaryota; Viridiplantae; Streptophyta; Magnoliopsida; Ranunculales; Papaveraceae
Product: cytosolic sulfotransferase 3-like
Exons: 2
Coding region: 1-597 (198 amino acids)
Biological process (GO): sulfation
Cellular component (GO): cytoplasm
Molecular function (GO): sulfotransferase activity
Source: RefSeq, a predicted model, not a curated record